GGUCAGCAGCGGCCAAAGCGCUGCCAAGGCUGGAUUUGCGGAAAGCGUGCCUUCCCCGCGGGUGACCUGCAUGAACACUCCAUGCGCCACAUUCCCUACGACACCGGUCAAUACAUCGCCGGGAGACACAUCUAAUGGGACUCAUUACUAAGGCCAAAGGCGCGCCACGUGCUUCUGACAGCUCCAGUGGAGGCGUCAAGUACAUCUGCAAUGUCUGUAGUAACGAUAUUACGUCUACCGUACGGAUACGAUGCGCUUCCAAGGUGUGCCCGGACUACGACCUCUGCGUGCCUUGCUUCUCACAAGGCGCGCAUAAUCUACGACAUGAUCCACAGACACAUCCAUUCACGGUCGUAGAGCCACACAGUGUUCCUAUCUUCGACGAAGGGUGGGGCGCGGAUGAGGAGUUGCUUCUGCUAGAAGGCGCGGAGUCAUACGGACUGGGGAGCUGGGCGGAUAUUGCGGACCACAUUGGAGGCUAUAGAGAGAAAGAUGAAGUCAAGGAACACUACAUACAGACGUACAUCGACUCCUCAAAGUUCCCACUGCCGGAGAGGGCGAGCCCGAAUGACAACUCGCUUUGCGAUGCGGUACCGCGAGAGGAGUUUCAAGCGCGUAAGAAGCGGCGGAUAGAAGAGCGUAAGGAUGCUAUUGCAACCUCGUCAGCGACUGUGCCUACUCCAGCAAAGCCGAUAUCCUCUGUGCCCAGCAACCAUGAAGUGGCCGGAUUCAUGCCUGGACGCUUGGAGUUCGAGAAUGAAUACUUCAAUGAGGCUGAAGAGGCAGUGCAGCAUAUGGAGUUCUCAGCCGAUGAGGGCAUCAACCCGCAGACGGGGGAGUUUGAGCCGGAGACACAGCUCAAGAUGGUCGUCAUGAACAUCUACAAUGACCGGUUAACCAUGCGCACAGAUCGCAAGCGCGUCAUCUUCAAUCACAAGUUGCUUGACUACCGCACAAAUAUGGCAAUAGACAAGAAGCGCACGAAAGAGCAAAGAGAGCAGUACCACAAGCUCAAGCCGUUCGCGCGAAUAAUGUCGCAUCCGGACUUUGUCCAGCUUGCGGAAGACCUGGAGAAGGAGCAGAACCUUCGCCAAGCCAUCGCGCAGCUGCAAGAAUGGCGACGUAUGAAGGUCUGCACUCUAAACGCGGGCGAGAAGUAUGAAGGCGAGAAGGCUUCACGUCAAACGCGCAACACUCAGAACCUAGGCGGCCAAUUUGAUCGAAUGACGAACGGUCUCAGCCGCAUCGGCAAACCAGCACCACCGCCAGAGAUUGCACCCGCCGUCACGGAGUAUACCACGAAAGACUUGCCCAUCCGCCUUACGCCACCUACUCAGGCUAAUGGCCUUCAAACACCGCCCGCCUCCGAAGCUUCACCUAAAAGAGCACCACUACAAGCGAUACCAGGCUUGACACCUGCGAAGUUCGACGAGGAGAACGCCGCGUCACUCCAGCUUACAGAUCCUGCUAUCCGGGAUCUAUGCAGCAAGCUGCGCCUGCAUCCGAAGGCUUUUUACACCAUAUUAAUAACCAUCAUUCACCAGGGAUCCCAUGCCGAAGGCAAGCUUAAGAAGAAGCAGGUCAGGGAGCUUUCUAAGAUUGAUACCACCAAGGGUGGUAGAUAUUUUGAGUUCCUCGUUGACAGCGGAUGGCUGGGUAAUGCUGCGAAGCCGUGAGAACGAGAGCAAGGAGCAUGAUUACGUUAUGUUGAGUUGUGCGGUACGGUACUAGUGUUGGCCGUAGUCUCUCACCUAGUGCUCUAAUUCGCCAUGUAUGAGUUUUGUUGGACAGCAAGACACCCCACA
This is a messenger RNA of Baudoinia panamericana UAMH 10762, 1805 nucleotides long. RefSeq lists its product as uncharacterized. Lineage: Eukaryota; Fungi; Ascomycota; Dothideomycetes; Mycosphaerellales; Teratosphaeriaceae. Gene Ontology annotation, molecular function: transcription coactivator activity; zinc ion binding; chromatin binding. Bases 135 to 1676 code for a protein of 513 amino acids. Gene Ontology annotation, biological process: regulation of transcription by RNA polymerase II; chromatin remodeling. The record is from RefSeq and is a predicted model, not a curated record. The transcript has a single exon. Gene Ontology annotation, cellular component: SAGA-type complex; nucleus.